Messenger RNA from Colletotrichum lupini, 2715 nucleotides. RefSeq lists its product as uncharacterized. The record is from RefSeq and is a predicted model, not a curated record. Gene Ontology annotation, cellular component: Golgi apparatus. Lineage: Eukaryota; Fungi; Ascomycota; Sordariomycetes; Glomerellales; Glomerellaceae. The transcript is spliced from 10 exons. The coding region runs from base 1 to 2715 and encodes 904 amino acids.
AUGAAUCCUUCACUUGCUCCCGUCGUCCUUGGUCCUCGGUUUGGACCUUCUUCUUCUUCAUCUUCUACUCUUGAUCGCCAAACGCCUAAAGGCCAAUCGCUGAGCGACUUGGAGAAAUACUGUCGACCGUUCGACCGUCAGAAAGCACUAAUACGAGAAAAGGAAACAGCCCAGUCCUGCAACCACGCAACAAAGUACAAACUCCGUAAUACCAAGGAAAUCUUCCCAGGCAAACCACUCAAUCCGUGUCUGAUCGAUCCAUUAUCGGCCAGACCAGACCGCACCGGCGACCCACCAUCUACCCGCCUUACUUGCAGCCUGCGCACGCUGCACGCCUCUCAAUUCAAGACAACACCUCACGCUCACCUUUCUCGAGUCUCACCUCACCACCUCAUCAUCACUGCUGCUGAAGGAGCCAGAGUUGAAUCCAUCCACCCAUUCAUUCGACCACCCUCAAUCCAUCAACCAGCAGUUGAUCGCCCAGUCGGACGAAUCGAAUCCCACACAGACUUCUUGGAAAGCACCCGACCCGGCCCUCCUACGCUAAAGGAAGAACCGUCUUACCUCACCGCGCAUCUACGCUACAACGCACGCAACUACUACAACAACAACAAUAACCUCCGUCAAUCCACGCCUUACAACGUCGCUCUUUUGCCCUAUUCACUCAUUGUUGUCAUCGCUUCCCGUCCGCCGUCGUCCACCGCCCACGACCUUCCCUGCUCAGGACCUUCCUCUCUACAUACCCCCGUGCGUCUCUUGGACUCCACCCCCCCUCCUCCUCCUUCCCAGCAGACCCAGCCAGCCAGCUCACGCUCCAGUGGCUCCUGCACCUGCACCUGCACCUGCACCUUUCUUUCCACCUGGCACACCCCGGUUCACACAACCACUGCCCCCCCCGAAAGCCCCAAGCCCCAAGCCCGUGGUGUACCGUUGCCUGCUGCCUUCGCCCCCCCUCCCGCCAGCGAAGAAGGAGAAGAAGGGGAAAAAAAGACAAGAGCCCUGUCCGUCUUUGAACAGAUCAAACUCCUCAUCCCGUUUCAGCUUCGCACCAACAACAUCUUCGCAUUCUCUCCUUCUCCAACAGCUUUGCCCCUUGCUGUCAACCAAAACCCAAAAACCCAAAAACACCCUUACUACGUACCCGUCAGGUCCUUCAGGGAAAUCCAAAACUUAAUCCCGUCACUUUCCUCUCCCUUUCUUUUACUUUCCUCCUUUGAUCAUUCGCGCCUGAUUCCCUCUCGAAUUUCCCGCCGACGGGUCUCUUACUCCGGUUCCUCCCAAAAGAAGGACUUUCAUUCGACCCGACUGUCCCUCUUACCGCCGCUGACGCCCGCCUUUGUGUGCCAUCUUGCACACCAUCGCCCAACCCGACACACGACGUCCACAUCAUCUCAUCUCGACUCCUUCCGGGGAGUCGCCAAUACCGUCGAUCUGGCUACAAGGCUAGACUCCCGCCGUUCUUUGCUCGGCGGUGACCCGAACUUUGCCGGCUUCGACCAAGAACUCGCCGCCCGCCAGUACGCUCAACAGUAUCAGCAACAAUACCAGCAGCAAUACAACCCCCCGCAAACUUCAAACAACCAAGGCUACGCUUUUCGCGAAGGUCUCGCUCCAUCCACAAUGAACGGAUCGCGCCCCAGCAGUGGUGCCAGUGGUCCCCUCGGCUUCGGCUUCAUGGGUGCCAAAUGGCCCAGAAUCUUUUUCCUCAUCACCCUCGUCCAGGCUCUGCUUUGCCUGGGCUUUGAGUGUUAUGUCUUCUGGAAAUUCCAGACUGGUUUGACCGACCAGGACCCUCACCAAAAUACAGAUACUACGGAUGCCACCGACUCGCCGAGAAGGACGAUCCCGACGUUCCUGACGCUCUUCAUCUUUGGAUUCUUGUACGAAUUGGUUAUCGUCUGGGAUGCGCUACGGGCAAAGAACACCAUUCAGGUUAUCGGAGUGUGCAUCGCCAAUCUCGCUUUACUCGUCUACACUGCCAUCCAGGUCGAACAGAUUGAGGAGGCUGUGCAACAGCUGAAGGACAACAAUGCCCUGAGGGACCCGACCGACGACAUGUGGGCCGACGUCAAGCCUUACCUCGUUGCAAGCCCCUGCGUCUUGGCUUUUGGUACCAUCACCAUGGCCUUGACCGCCUGGAAGCUUUACCAAGUUUUUGCUUGGGACAUUCUGAAGACUAUAGGAGCCGACUACAGAAUGAAGAAGCGUUUCCUCCACUACCAGAUUUAUAUCGCACUCCUGAAGUUCGAUUUCUUCUUCUUCCUCGGUUUCACGGUUCAGUUCUUGGUCAUUGUUAACGCCCGCACCGACGCCGAAUUUGGAUUGACCAUUGCUGCGAUUCCGAUUACCAUCGCCAUUUUGCUUUUGGCUGCAUGGUUUACCAGAAUCGAGAAUAAGGUUGGCAUGGCCACUGUUCUCGUCCUCUACUUUGGCGGCUUGAGCUACUUCAUCUUCAAGCUCGUCCGUAUCUACCAACCACACACAGCCGAGCAGUACAUGCCAGUGCGCAAGUCACUCACUGCCUUCACCGUUAUCACCAUUCUCCUCAUUAUUUGCACCAUUGCCAACUGCGUGGUCUGCAUGCGCAACUUCGGAGCCGGCUUGAAGACCCACCUGCGGAAGCCGUCACGCGAUCUCGAGAAGAGCCAGGACCUCAACUCGAUCAACCUCCAGGAUGUCAAGCCGCAAAUUGCGAGCAGAAUGACAAUUGAUUAA